AUGAAGGUAGACAUCCAAAGGGUUUGCACCAUCAGUUGCAAUGAUGGCAAAGCUAUUCCAGUGCCUGCCACCUUGCUGCAAGAACAUGGUGGUCGCCAGUGGCUGAAGCUCAGACCCACUUCCCAACCCAUUAACCAAAUGGUGUAUGGCAAAGUGGGCAAGAAUGCUUCCUUUUCCAACCAUCCAAAGUUCCAAGACUUCAUUGCCAAGAGGAACCAAGUAUGGGCCAAAGAAGAAACAGAGGACCAAGUGUGGGAUGCUGCCAAUGAAGAUAAACCAAAGCCAUCAGCCAAGAAGAGAAAGAGGGAGGAUCCAGAAGCGGUGUCAGUUCCCCUGGCUGGAGUGGCCAUCUCUUGCUUGAUGCAAGGCCAAAGGCCAACCAAAAGUGAUGUGGUUGUGCCACUGGAAGCAAGCCAGUUGGAACCCAUUUUUGAACUUUUGCAGGAAGGUGCAGACCAACUGAAAGCCAGGAAACCUUACCAGAGAAAGGUUCAGCAGGAGCAAAAGCAACCAGAAGAAGCAGCUCCCAAUAUGUGA
This is a messenger RNA of Cladocopium goreaui, 537 nucleotides long. Lineage: Eukaryota; Dinophyceae; Suessiales; Symbiodiniaceae. The record is from the annotation of a GenBank genome assembly.